AUGGCAUUCAAUGCCCUCCCGAACGGCAUACAGGCCACCCAUCGACAUAAUGACUCGGCGCUUUACGUGGGCAAUGGCAAGGACGAGGCUGCGCGUAUGCGAAUCAAGGAGCUAGAGGAAGAGAAUCAUAUCCUCGCGCAAAAGGCCACCGACGCCUCGCAGCACUACGCCAACUACGAAAACCAGAUCCGCGUGCUGCAGACACAGCUCCAGCAACAGCGCCAUGAAGCCGCCAACGCAGCGCGUCUUGCCGCGGAACAAGAACAACCUGCGCCGCAGCCUGAUCGCAUGGGCCUUUCGCGGCUGGGUAGCUUCAUGCGUAAACCCUCGCUUGCCCCGACCUCAACUCCAUCGCACGAUUCCUCCGCGCGGGAGCAAGAACUCGAAGCCAGCCUUGCUAAAGAGCAGAAAGUCCGGAUAGAAGCAGAAAAGAAAGUGAAAGUGGUGAAUGCUGAGAUUGAGGAGCUCAGUGCUACUCUUUUUCAGCAAGCCAACGAUAUGGUUGCUGCAGAACGGAAAGAUAACGCAGCCCUCAAAGAUAAGAUCAAAGAACUUGAGAAGGCCGGCGGCAACGUGUCUGAGGUCAUGAGGAAGGAAAAUGAACGUCUCAAACAGAAGUUGCGGUCGUUUGAGCAGAGAGAGGUGGAAAGAAAAAGGAGGUUGGACAAAUUGGAAGCCGCUCAGAAGAGGAUUGACCGGGUUCGAACAAUGCUCAGGCCUCCUUGA
This is a messenger RNA of Zasmidium cellare ATCC 36951, 726 nucleotides long. RefSeq lists its product as uncharacterized. Gene Ontology annotation, molecular function: guanyl-nucleotide exchange factor activity. Gene Ontology annotation, biological process: exocytosis. Lineage: Eukaryota; Fungi; Ascomycota; Dothideomycetes; Mycosphaerellales; Mycosphaerellaceae. Bases 1 to 726 code for a protein of 241 amino acids. The transcript has a single exon. Gene Ontology annotation, cellular component: Golgi to plasma membrane transport vesicle; cell tip. The record is from RefSeq and is a predicted model, not a curated record.